Messenger RNA from Microplitis demolitor, 706 nucleotides. RefSeq names its product 60S ribosomal protein L9 (gene RpL9). The transcript has 4 exons. Gene Ontology annotation, molecular function: structural constituent of ribosome; rRNA binding. Gene Ontology annotation, biological process: cytoplasmic translation. The coding region runs from base 108 to 680 and encodes 190 amino acids. Gene Ontology annotation, cellular component: cytosolic large ribosomal subunit; ribosome. The record is from RefSeq and is a predicted model, not a curated record. NCBI's taxonomy places the organism in Eukaryota, Metazoa, Arthropoda, Insecta, Hymenoptera, Braconidae.
AAAGUUCAAAAGAUGUGCGCCGCCAGUGUAAAAUCAGCGAAACAACUCCACGCUGUCUUCUCCCUCUUUUCCCUACUGCCUUGGUCUCGUGUGUUGGAGCCGGCAAAAUGAAGCAGAUCGUGACCAAUCAAGUUGUUAAAAUUCCUGAUGGCUUGACUGCCUCAGUCAAGUCUCGGAUGGUGACCGUCAAAGGACCAAGGGGUGUACUGAAACGAUCAUUCAAACAUCUCGCGCUUGAUAUUCGUAUGAUUAACCCUCGAACCUUGAAGGUAGAAAAAUGGUUCGGUAAAAAGAAGGAAUUAGCAGCAGUACGUACUGUCUGCUCUCAUAUUGAAAAUAUGUUGAAAGGAGUGACAAAAGGAUAUAUGUACAAGAUGCGUGCAGUAUACGCUCACUUCCCCAUCAACUGUGUCACUACGGAGAACAAUUCCGUCGUUGAAAUCAGAAAUUUCUUGGGAGAAAAAUACAUUCGUCGCGUUAAGAUGGCCCCAGGUGUAACAGUCACCAACUCCACCAAACAAAAGGAUGAGUUGAUUGUUGAGGGUAACUCCUUAGAAGAUGUUUCUCGUUCAGCUGCACUAAUUCAACAGUCGACAACUGUUAAAAAUAAGGAUAUUCGAAUGUUCUUGGAUGGUUUAUAUGUAUCUGAAAAGACAACUGUCCAAGAAGACAACGAAUAAAUUAUUAUAACAUCAUUAUAAAUAUA